This is a messenger RNA of Aegilops tauschii subsp. strangulata, 668 nucleotides long. Its product is annotated as flowering-promoting factor 1-like protein 5. Gene Ontology annotation, biological process: regulation of flower development. The record is from RefSeq and is a predicted model, not a curated record. Lineage: Eukaryota; Viridiplantae; Streptophyta; Magnoliopsida; Poales; Poaceae.
GCACCUUCAUGCGACACUAGAGCGCUAUAGCUUGCCAGAAAGACCGAUACCACAUCAAUGGCGGCGGGUGGCGUGUGGGUGUUCCGGAAGGACAGGGUGAUGGAGCUGGCGCAGGAGGCGUCGAGCAGGAAGGCGCUGGUGUACUUGCCGGCGAACGAGACGAUGCGGUCCCUGCCGGCUCUGGAGCGGCGGCUGGGGUCGCUGGGAUGGGAGCGCUACUAUGAGGACCGCGCCGUCGUGCAGCUUCACCGCCGCGACGGUAGCCUCGACCUCAUCUCGCUCCCGCGAGACUUUGCGCAGUUCCGCUCCAUCCACAUGUACGAUAUCGUCGUCAAGAACCGAGGCCACUUCAAGGUCAUCGGCCUCUAAACGGUAAACAUGCGUCUACCUACGUACGAACGUACCUACUUUUCCUGCCCAGUCAAGCUUGCAAGCUGUGUCGAUCUGUGUGUUGAAUGUAUGUGUGAUCGAUCCGAUCGUUGUGUAACAAUGGAUGCCUUGUACUGUACUAUACGAGGCGUAUUCCGUUGUUCGUACGCCUCUCAGGAGAGUACCCAGUACUACUAGCAUGAGCUAUACUCCCAUUGAUUGGAGCUCGGUUGUGUUUGUUAUAAAUUUUUCUGCGUGGUUGUGUUUUUUAGUGAAAGCUCCCUAUUUUUAAUUUCCAA